Molecule: messenger RNA, 4770 nt
Organism: Centrocercus urophasianus (Greater sage-grouse)
Lineage: Eukaryota; Metazoa; Chordata; Aves; Galliformes; Phasianidae
Gene: SLIT2
Product: slit guidance ligand 2
Exons: 36
Coding region: 1-4563 (1520 amino acids)
Biological process (GO): retinal ganglion cell axon guidance; negative regulation of cell growth; negative chemotaxis
Molecular function (GO): calcium ion binding; Roundabout binding; heparin binding
Source: RefSeq, a predicted model, not a curated record
AUGAUGUGCGCCUGGGGGAGGCUCCCCCUGGCCCUGGGGCUGCUGCUGAUGCUGUCUGGCGAGGCGGCGCCGCAGCCGUGCCCGGCGCAGUGCUCCUGCUCAGGGAGCACGGUGGACUGUCACGGGCUGGCGCUGCGCGGCGUCCCGAGGAACAUCCCCCGCAACACUGAGCGGCUGGACCUUAAUGGAAAUAACAUCACCAGAAUCACCAAGACUGACUUUGCUGGUCUAAGGCACCUUCGAGUUCUUCAGCUCAUGGAGAACAAGAUUAGCACUAUUGAGAGAGGAGCAUUCCAGGAUUUAAAAGAACUGGAGAGGCUGCGCUUAAACAGAAAUAACCUCCAGUUGCUUUCUGAGCUGCUCUUUCUGGGGACGCCGAAGUUAUACAGGCUUGAUCUUAGUGAAAAUCAGAUUCAAGCCAUACCCAGGAAGGCAUUUCGUGGAGCAGUAGACAUAAAAAAUCUGCAACUGGAUUACAACCAGAUCAGCUGUAUUGAAGAUGGGGCAUUUAGGGCUCUACGCGACCUGGAAGUGCUCACUCUCAACAACAAUAACAUCACUCGAUUAUCCGUCGCAAGUUUCAAUCAUAUGCCCAAACUCAGAACAUUUCGCCUGCACUCCAACAACCUCUACUGCGACUGCCACCUGGCCUGGCUGUCAGACUGGCUGCGGCAGCGACCCCGUGUAGGCUUGUACACUCAGUGCAUGGGCCCGGCACACCUGCGUGGCCACAAUGUGGCUGAGGUCCAGAAGCGAGAGUUCGUCUGCAGUGGUCACCAAUCAUUUAUGGCUCCAUCCUGCAGUGUCUUGCAUUGUCCUGCUGCAUGCACCUGUAGUAACAACAUUGUGGAUUGUCGUGGGAAAGGCCUUACUGAAAUUCCAACAAAUCUUCCAGAAACCAUUACUGAAAUACGGCUAGAACAAAAUUCAAUCAAAGUCAUACCUCCUGGAGCUUUCUCACCCUAUAAAAAACUUCGAAGAAUUGACCUGAGCAAUAACCAGAUCUCUGAAGCAGCUCCAGAUGCUUUCCAGGGCUUACGUUCUCUCAAUUCACUUGUCCUCUAUGGCAAUAAAAUUACAGAACUUCCAAAAGGCCUAUUUGAAGGACUGUUUUCUCUGCAAUUGCUAUUAUUAAAUGCCAACAAGAUCAAUUGCCUGAGAGUUGAUGCUUUCCAAGAUCUGCACAACUUGAAUCUCCUAUCUUUGUAUGACAACAAGCUUCAGACUAUUGCAAAAGGCACCUUUUCACCUCUACGUGCAAUUCAGACCUUGCAUUUGGCUCAGAACCCAUUUAUCUGUGACUGCCAUCUGAAGUGGCUGGCGGAUUAUCUUCAUACAAACCCCAUUGAGACCAGUGGUGCCCGCUGCACCAGCCCCCGACGUCUGGCAAACAAAAGGAUCGGCCAGAUCAAAAGCAAGAAAUUCCGCUGCUCAGGCACUGAAGAUUACAGAUCCAAAUUAAGUGGAGACUGCUUUGCAGAUUUGGCUUGCCCUGAGAAAUGUCGCUGUGAAGGGACCACAGUAGACUGCUCCAAUCAGAAACUCAACAAAAUUCCUGAUCACAUCCCACAGUACACAGCAGAGUUGCGACUCAAUAAUAAUGAAUUUUCAGUUCUGGAAGCUACUGGGAUCUUUAAGAAGCUUCCUCAGCUGCGAAAAAUAAACCUGAGCAAUAACAAGAUUACAGAUAUUGAAGAAGGUGCAUUUGAUGGAGCUUCUGGUGUCAAUGAACUAUUACUCACUAGCAAUCGUUUGGAAACUGUUCGAGACAAAAUGUUCAAAGGACUGGAAAGUCUUAAAACACUGAUGCUGAGGAGCAACCGUGUGAGCUGUGUGGGGAACGACAGCUUCACAGGCCUGAGCUCUGUCCGCCUGCUCUCGCUGUAUGACAACCAGAUCACUACCGUGGCACCUGGCUCCUUCGAUACCCUGCAUUCCCUCUCUACAUUAAACCUCUUGGCCAAUCCCUUCAACUGCAACUGCCAUCUUGCGUGGCUUGGAGAUUGGCUGAGAAAGAAACGCAUUGUGACGGGAAACCCUCGCUGUCAGAAACCUUACUUCCUCAAAGAGAUUCCUAUCCAGGAUGUGGCAAUUCAGGAUUUUACAUGUGAUGAUGGAAAUGAUGACAAUAGCUGCUCUCCGCUGUCCCGCUGUCCUGCAGAAUGCACUUGUCUAGACACAGUUGUUCGCUGCAGCAACAAAGGCCUAAAAGCUUUGCCUAAAGGCAUCCCAAAAGAUGUAACUGAACUAUAUUUGGAUGGAAACCAGUUUACUCUUGUUCCUAAAGAGCUCUCCAACUACAAGCAUUUAACACUUAUAGAUUUAAGUAACAACAGAAUCAGCACUCUUUCUAAUCAGAGCUUCAGCAACAUGACUCAGCUGCUCACCUUAAUUCUUAGUUACAACCGCCUGAGGUGUAUCCCUGCACGGACUUUUGAUGGGUUGAAAUCACUUAGGUUGUUGUCCUUACAUGGCAAUGAUAUUUCUGUGCUUCCUGAAGGAGCUUUUAAUGAUCUUUCAGCAUUAUCACACCUGGCUAUUGGAGCAAAUCCUCUUUAUUGUGAUUGUAACAUGCAAUGGCUGUCUGACUGGGUAAAAUCAGAAUACAAAGAACCUGGUAUUGCACGAUGUGCUGGCCCUGGAGAAAUGGCAGAUAAACUUCUACUCACAACUCCAUCUAAAAAAUUUACUUGCCAAGGGCCCGUGGAUGUCAAUAUUCUUGCUAAGUGUAACCCUUGCUUAUCAAAUCCAUGUAAAAAUGAUGGAACCUGCAAUAAUGAUCCAGUUGACUUCUAUAGAUGUACUUGCCCAUAUGGUUUCAAGGGUCAAGACUGUGAUAUUCCCAUUCAUGCCUGCAUUAGUAACCCUUGCAAACAUGGUGGAACUUGUCAUUUGAAAGAAGGAGAAAAAGAUGGUUUCUGGUGCACUUGUGCAGAUGGAUUUGAAGGUGAAAAUUGUGAAAUAAAUGUUGAUGACUGUGAAGACAAUGACUGUGAAAAUAAUUCUACUUGUGUGGAUGGAAUUAAUAAUUAUACUUGCCUUUGUCCACCUGAAUAUACAGGUGAGCUCUGUGAGGAGAAACUAGAUUUCUGUGCUCAAAACUUGAAUCCUUGCCAGCACGACUCAAAGUGUAUCUUGACACCUAAAGGUUACAAAUGUGAUUGCACACCUGGAUAUGUAGGUGAACACUGCGAUAUUGACUUUGAUGACUGCCAGGACAAUAAAUGUAAAAACGGAGCACAGUGUACUGAUGCAGUUAAUGGGUAUACAUGUAUUUGCCCAGAAGGAUACAGUGGCUUGUUCUGUGAGUUUUCGCCACCGAUGGUUUUACCUCGCACCAGCCCUUGUGAUAAUUAUGAAUGCCAAAAUGGAGCCCAGUGUAUUGUAAAAGAGAGUGAACCAAUCUGCCAGUGUUUAUCAGGCUACCAGGGUGAGAAAUGUGAAAAGCUGAUCAGUAUAAACUUUGUCAACAAAGAAUCUUAUCUACAAAUCCCUUCAGCUAAGAUACACUCCCAAACCAAUAUCACUCUUCAGAUUGCCACAGAUGAAGACAGUGGGAUCCUGCUCUACAAAGGCGAUAAGGAUCAUAUAGCAGUAGAGCUGUACCGUGGUAGAGUGAGGGUCAGUUAUGACACAGGAUCUUAUCCAGCCUCUGCUAUUUACAGUGUGGAAACUAUUAAUGACGGCAAUUUCCACAUUGUGGAGCUGCUAGCCAUGGAUCAGAUUCUGUCUUUGUCUGUUGAUGGAGGAAGCCCCAAGAUAAUUACCAAUUUGUCCAAGCAGUCCACUUUGAAUUUUGAUUCUCCACUGUAUGUCGGAGGCAUGCCUGUGAAAAAUAACAUUGCAGCCCUACGCCAGUCUCCAGGACAGAAUGGCACAAGCUUCCAUGGCUGCAUCCGUAAUCUGUAUAUCAACAGCGAACUCCAGGACUUCAGAAAUGUGCCGCUGCAAGUGGGAAUUCUGCCAGGUUGCGAGCCUUGUCACAAGAAAGUUUGUGUGCAUGGAACGUGCCAUGCUACCAGCCAGUCAAGCUUUUCGUGUGAGUGUGAAGGAGGAUGGACUGGACCCCUCUGUGAUCAGCAAACUAAUGACCCAUGUCUCGGAAAUAAAUGUGUGCAUGGUACCUGCUUGCCGAUCAAUGCGUUUUCAUACAGUUGUAAAUGCCUGCAGGGACAUGGGGGAGUCCUCUGUGAUGAAGAGGAAAUGCUGUUUAACCCCUGCCAAUCCAUCAGGUGUAAACAUGGCAAAUGCAGGCUUUCAGGACUUGGGAAACCAUAUUGCGAAUGCAGCAGCGGAUACACGGGGGACAGCUGUGAUAAAGAAAUCUCUUGUCGAGGGGAACGAAUCCGAGAUUACUACCAAAAGCAGCAAGGGUAUGCUGCGUGCCAGACGACCAAGAAGGUAUCGAGACUAGAAUGUAAAGGGGGAUGUUCAACCGGGCAGUGCUGUGGACCACUAAGGAGCAAGAGACGGAAAUACUCUUUUGAAUGCACUGAUGGGUCGUCAUUUGUGGACGAGAUUGAAAAAGUGGUGAAGUGUGGCUGUACAAAUUGUCCCUCCUAAGUGUUCCUGUCACACUUGUCUUUUGAAAAUGUUGUAUACUUAUUGACCGUGUCGGACUAAUUAAUGCUUCAUAGUGGAAAUAUUUGAAAUAUAUUGUAAAAUACAGAACAGACUUAUUUUUAUUAUGAGAAUAAAGACUUUUUCUUCAUUUGAAAAAAGAUUCAAGUGCUUGAACUGAGACUUCUCAUAACCAAGAGGAGCUUUGAA